Molecule: messenger RNA, 936 nt
Organism: Panicum virgatum (switchgrass)
Lineage: Eukaryota; Viridiplantae; Streptophyta; Magnoliopsida; Poales; Poaceae
Product: zinc finger A20 and AN1 domain-containing stress-associated protein 12-like
Exons: 1
Coding region: 204-800 (198 amino acids)
Molecular function (GO): zinc ion binding; DNA binding
Source: RefSeq, a predicted model, not a curated record
CUCGCGCUUGGCCGCCUCGGCCUUCCCCUACAAUAAAAGGAGACGCGAGGUGCCUCGCUCUCUCCAACUCAUCGUCCACGCAACUAGGACGUCUCGUGCUACUGCUCGAUCGCCCCGGUUCCCCCGCGAUCCCGAUCGAUCGACGACCCUCUAGCUAGCGCGGAGUGCGCACGUAGCAGCGACCGCCGCCGACGACGACGCCCAUGGCGGCGGAGAGGCAGCAGCAGGUCUCAGGCGGCGGCGCGGCGUCGCCGAUGUGCGCCAACGGCUGCCCCUUCUUCGGGAGUGCCGCGACCAAGAACAUGUGUUCCAAGUGCUACAAGCAACACGUGAUGGAUACCGCCGCCCCGCCCGUCGCCGAGAAGAAGGCCGAGGUGGAGGAGAGCGGCUCAUCAUCCGCGGCGCCCGUCAUGUGCGCCAACGGGUGCAGCUUCUUCGGCUCCGCGGCGACCAAGAACCUGUGCUCCAGCUGCUACCGGGACUCCCUCAAGGCUGCCGACGCCAGCGGCCUCGCCGUGGCCGAGAAGGUCCAUGUCGCGCCCGACCAGCCGGCGCCCGAGGCCUCCGCCGCGGCCUCCUCUAGCGCGGCGCCGGCGGCGAAGCCGGCGCGGAGCAGGUGCGCGUCGUGCAACAAGAAGGUCGGGCUGCUGGGGUUCGUCUGCCGCUGCGGCGACACGUUCUGCGGGCUGCACCGCUACACCGACGAGCACGCCUGCGGCUUCGACUUCAAGACGGCCGGCCGCGAGCAGAUCGCCAAGAAGAACCCGCUCGUCGUGGCGCCCAAGAUCAACAAGAUCUGAUGCAGACGGAGACGACGAAGAGCAGUCCGCGGGUCAGAUGGAGACGACGAGUAGUGCAAGGCUGGGUAGCUAGUGAUGAUAGUUUUCUCUUAGCUUCCAUGUUCUAGAAGUUAAAACCAUUCCCGCUAUCCUCCAA